UUGUUUUUAGAUCAAACAAGUAUGGCAUGUGUGGCUAUCAAAGACGUCAUGCAAUCACAAACAUGUGGACAAAAGUUCCACGUAAUACCAAUAUGGAGAAUUUACGAGACAAUUACUUGUUUCCUCAGAUAAACAUGCGAGAGGAGGAGCAUGUAAAGAAGCAUCCCCAUGCAAAAUUGAUUAGACUUGGAGUAGGCGAUACAACUCAACCUAUUCCACACACUACUUCUUCUGUCAUGUCUCAGUAUGCACAAGCUUUAGCUACUAUUGAAGGUUACAAUGGCUAUGGAGCAGAACAAGGCAAUAAGGAAUUAAGGAAGGCGAUUGUUGAAACAAUUUAUACAAAUACAGGUAUUACGAGUGAUGAAAUAUUCAUAUCAGAUGGAGCACAGUGUGACAUUUCUCGCCUACAGAUGUUAAUGGGAUCCAAUAUAAGUAUAGCAGUCCAAGAUCCUACAUUUCCGGCUUAUGUUGAUUCAAGUGUUAUCAUAGGCCAAGCCAGCAAAUUUCAAGAACACACAGGAAAGUACAAUAACAUUGUGUACAUGAGCAGUGGCCCUGAAAACAAUUUCUUUCCUGAUUUGAGUAGUACUCCUAGAACAGAUAUCAUUUUCUUUUGCUCUCCUAAUAAUCCAACAGGCUAUGCUGCUUCUCGUCGAGAAUUAGAGCAGCUUGUUGAAUUUGCAAAGAUUAAUGGCUCAAUUAUAAUCUUUAAUUCUGUAUAUGCAACUUAUAUCUCGGAUGAUAGCCCUCGAUCAAUCUUUGAAAUCUCCAGCGCCAAGGAGGUUGCUAUUGAAGUGUCUUCUUUCUCAAAGCUCGCCGGGUUUACAGGAGUAAGAUUGGGAUGGACAGUAGUUCCAAAAGAUUUAUGCUACUCAAGUGGCUUUCCAGUUAUUAACGAUUACGAUCCAAUUGCAUGCACCUGUUUUAGUGGCGCCUCUAACGUUGCUCAAGCCGGUGGCUUAGCGUGCCUUUCUCCACAGGGCUACAAGGCCUUGCAAUCUACAAUCGAUUAUUACCUGAAGAAUGCUGAAAUGUUGGUUGAUACGUUUACAUCUUUCGGAUUAAAAGUGUAUGGAGGACAAAAUGUACCAUAUUUAUGGGUUCAUUUUCCGGGCUCUAAAUCUUGGGAUAUAUUCAAUGAGAUUCUUGAGAAUACUCAUAUAUUAACAGUCCCAGGCAGGGGAUUCGGUUACAAAGGUGAAGAGUUCAUUCGAGUUAGCGCCUUUGCUCCCAGAGAAGCUAUUUACGAAGCAUCCAUGAGGCUAACAAACUAUUUUAGUGAAACAACUCCUUGGCUCCCAAAGAAGCUAUUAAUGAAGCUUCCAUGAGGCUUAAAGGCAGCUGCCAGCGCCAACUUAACGAUCAUCUUCUCCUCUAUCGUUGAUUACACAAACAUAUGCCAGUAUGUUACUCA
Molecule: messenger RNA, 1417 nt
Organism: Chenopodium quinoa (quinoa)
Lineage: Eukaryota; Viridiplantae; Streptophyta; Magnoliopsida; Caryophyllales; Amaranthaceae
Product: aminotransferase ALD1-like
Exons: 9
Coding region: 27-1331 (434 amino acids)
Biological process (GO): L-pipecolic acid biosynthetic process; systemic acquired resistance, salicylic acid mediated signaling pathway
Cellular component (GO): chloroplast
Molecular function (GO): L-lysine:pyruvate alpha-transaminase activity; pyridoxal phosphate binding
Source: RefSeq, a predicted model, not a curated record